Molecule: messenger RNA, 17133 nt
Organism: Heterocephalus glaber (naked mole-rat)
Lineage: Eukaryota; Metazoa; Chordata; Mammalia; Rodentia; Bathyergidae
Gene: Fat4
Product: FAT atypical cadherin 4
Biological process (GO): homophilic cell-cell adhesion
Cellular component (GO): plasma membrane
Molecular function (GO): calcium ion binding
Source: RefSeq, a predicted model, not a curated record
GGCGAGGUGCUCUAGAGUGGGCUUCUGUUUGGGGCCGCCGGAGAAAGAUCCCCUUGGUAUGGUGAGGGGAGGGGACUCAGGGACCCCGUGCUACUCCUGCCUGACCCCGGCGAGGCCGAGAAGAAAGGGGGACCUUCGCUCGAUCUGGACGUACAAAUAAUGCCCAGGCAGACGUGAAAGAUGCUGAGCUGCGCUGGCAGUUGCCCGUGCCCGACCGCCGUCAGGAAGCCGCAGCAGCAGCAGGGGCCGUGGAGGCGGCGGCGGCUGGAGGGACAGGGACCCAACUGAGCGCUCCCGGGUGCCGGCGCUGGGGCGCGAGGGCGAGCGGGCGGAACGGGGCUCUCCAAGUGCCUGCGCGCCGACGCCGACGCCCGGGCCUCCGCGGCCACUGCUGGAGGACGCUGGAGGGGCGUUGCAGCCUCGUUCUCGACGAGUGGGGAGGCGAGGAAAUUCCUCAUCUUCAGCUUUUGGGAAAGGAAUUUCAUUCUCCCGGUUCUCCACCGCUCCCUCGCCGGUUCGCAGUUGUGCUUUUCCGUCGCUACGCACGUUUGUCUUCUCUCUACCAUUUCUUCUUCGUGGGUAAGUUAGUUCUAAAGUUUCUCAAGAAAACUGUUUGCAGUGCUUCUUCGUAUACCUUGAAUACAAGCAACCUCUCCCAACUCUGAACCCUCCGGGCGAAAAUGCUUAGACUUUCUGGAUUAAAGACAAGGUAAAAGGGAGAGGGGUAAAUAUAAGAGGUCUGAGAAACUUUUCUGGGAGCUCAUUUUCCAAGAGGGUACAGCGGAAUGCCCUGGCGCGUUUGGCCACACCAUCUCUCUCGCACUACGCGUCCAGCUGGCUACCUGGAGCCUUUUGCUGACGGGACUUACUUUGGCUGGACUGGAGAUUCUUUGAAACAAAAGAGGUCUCAGACCCAGCUGGAUUUUUGUUAGCGCCACUUGAUCCUUGUAAAUAUUAUUCCGUUUCCUUCACUCCUUCUUUCUCUUCAUCACAACGAUCCAGGGAGCCAGGACCAUGAACUUGGCAGCAGGCAGGGCUCCUGGCCGCCCGUGGCUCCCGCUGCAUACUCUAUCCGGAUUUCAGCUCUUUCGAGUCUUUUGGCUGCUGUCACUGCUCCCGGGGCCGGCCUGGGUCCACGGGGCCGAGCAGCGCCAGGUCUUCCAAGUGCUGGAAGAGCAACCUCCGGGCACUCUGGUAGGCACCAUCCAGACACGCCCGGGCUUCAUCUACCGGCUCAGUGAAAGCCACGCCUUGUUUGCCAUCAACGCUAGCACCGGAGCCCUGUACACCACCACCACCAUCGACCGCGAGAGCCUGCCCAGCGACGUGAUCAACCUGGUGGUCCUUUCCAGUGCGCCCACCUACCCUACUGAAGUGCGAGUGCUGGUGCGGGACCUCAACGACAACGCCCCCGUCUUCCCGGACCCCACGAUCACGGUCACCUUCAAGGAGGACAGCAGCAGCGGGCGCCAAGUCAUCUUGGACACGGCCACCGACUCGGACAUCGGCUCCAACGGUGUGGACCACCGUUCCUACCGCAUCAUCCGGGGCAAUGAGGCAGGCCGUUUCCGCCUGGACAUCACCCUGAACCCAAGCGGUGAGGGCGCGUUCCUGCAUCUCGUGUCCAAGGGCGGGCUGGACCGCGAGGUCACACCACAUUACCAGCUCCUGGUGGAGGUAGAAGAUAAGGGUGAGCCGAAGCGGAGGGGCUACCUCCAGGUAAACGUGACUGUGCAAGAUAUCAAUGACAACCCUCCAGUUUUCGGCAGUUCCCACUACCAGGCGGGGGUGCCUGAGGACGCGGUUGUGGGCUCCAGCGUCCUCCAGGUGGCAGCGGCUGACGCAGACGAAGGGACCAACGCGGACAUCCACUAUCGGCUGCAGGACGAGGGGACCCCUUUCCAAAUGGACCCAGAGACCGGGCUGAUCACAGUGCGAGAGCCGCUGGACUUUGAGGCGAGGCGCCAGUACUCGCUUACGGUGCAGGCCGUGGACCGAGGCGUGCCCUCCCUCCUGGGGCGCGCCGAGGCGCUGAUUCAGCUAUUGGACGUGAAUGACAACGACCCGGUAGUGAAGUUCCGAUACUUCCCUGCCACCUCCCGCUAUGCCUCAGUAGAUGAAAACGCUCAAGUAGGCACGGUGGUGGCUCUGCUCACCGUAACGGACGCAGAUUCCCCCUUGGCCAACGGGAAUAUCUCGGUGCAGAUUCUCGGGGGCAACGAGCAGCACCACUUUGAAGUGCAGAGAAGCAAAGUGCCAAACCUGAGCCUAAUCAAGGUGGCCAGCGCGCUGGACCGCGAGCGCAUCCCUUCCUAUAACCUCACUGUCUCGGUGUCUGAUAACCAUGGGGCGCCCCCUGCCGAGGUCCAGGCGCGCUCCUCCGUGGCCAGUCUGGUGAUUUUCGUCAACGACAUCAAUGACCACCCUCCUGUCUUUGCACAGCAGGUGUACAGAGUGAACCUGAGCGAGGAGGCGCCUCCGGGAAGCUAUGUGAGCGGGGUAUCUGCCACUGAUGGCGACUCUGGUCUCAACGCUAAUCUGCGUUACAGCAUCAUCUCUGGCAAUGGGCUAGGAUGGUUCCAUAUCAGUGAGCAUAGCGGCCUGGUGACCACAGGAGCGACUGGGGGCCUCAACCGUGAGCUUGCUUCUGAGAUUGUACUGAAUAUUAGUGCCCGGGACCAGGGAGUUCACCCCAAGGUUUCUUAUGCUCAGCUCGUAGUAACACUCCUGGAUGUGAAUGAUGAGAAGCCAGUAUUCAGCCAGCCAGAAGGGUAUAAGGUGUCUGUGGUUGAGAACGCCCCAACAGGGACAGAACUACUCGUCCUUGGGGCAACUGAUGGGGACUUGGGUGAUAAUGGCACAGUACGCUUCUCCUUGCAAGAGGCUGAGAGUGACCAGAGGUCCUUCCGACUGGAUCCUGUAUCUGGGAGGCUGAGUACCAUCUCCUCUUUGGACAGGGAAGAGCAAGCUUUCUAUUCCCUGUUGGUUCUGGCAACAGACCUGGGCACCCCUCCCCAGUCAUCAGUGGCUCAAAUAAAUGUGAGUCUUCUGGAUAUGAAUGACAACAGCCCUGUGUUCUAUCCAGUCCAGUACUUUGCUCAUAUCCAGGAGAAUGAGCCUGGAGGUAGCUACAUCACCACAGUGUCUGCCACUGACCCAGACUUGGGUCCCAAUGGAACUGUCAAAUAUAGUAUAUCAGCUGGGGACAGGUCUCGGUUUCAGAUCAAUGCUCAAAGUGGGGUUAUUUCUACAAAAAUGGCCCUAGAUAGAGAAGAAAAGACAGCCUACCAGUUGCAAAUAGUGGCUACUGAUGGCGGGAAUUUACAGUCUCCCAACCAGGCAAUAGUUACCAUCACGGUAUUGGACACUCAAGACAACCCACCUGUAUUCAGCCAGGUGGCCUACAGUUUUGUGGUUUUUGAGAAUGUGGCUCUGGGAUAUCAUGUGGGUAGUGUGUCUGCAUCCACCAUGGAUCUCCAUUCCAACAUCAGUUAUCUCAUUACUACUGGAGAUCAGAAAGGUAUGUUUGCUAUCAACCAAGUCACUGGGCAGCUUACCACAGCCAGUGUGAUUGACAGAGAAGAGCAAUCCUUUUAUCAGCUGAACGUAGUGGCCAGUGGGGGCACAGUGACUGGAGACACUGUGGUUAACAUAACAGUUAAGGAUUUGAAUGACAACUCUCCUCAUUUCCUUCAGGCUGUAGAGAGUGUAAAUGUGGUGGAGAACUGGCAGGCAGGUCAUAGCAUUUUCCAAGCCAAAGCUGUAGACCCUGAUGAAGGUGUCAAUGGCAUGGUACUCUAUAGUCUGAAGCAAAACCCCAAGAACCUAUUUGCUAUCAAUGAAAAGAAUGGUAAUAUUAGUCUUCUAGGGCCCCUGGAUGUUCAUGCUGGCUGCUACCAAAUAGAGAUCUUGGCAUCUGAUAUGGGUGUUCCACAGCUCUCCUCUAGUGUCAUCUUAACACUUUAUGUCCAUGAUGUAAAUGACAACCCACCUGUGUUUGACCAACUCUCUUAUGAGGUCACCCUUUCUGAGUCAGAACCUGUGAAUUCUCGAUUCUUUAAAGUGCAAGCUUCUGAUGAGGAUUCAGGAGCAAAUGGUGAAAUUGCAUACACCAUUGCAGAAGGAAAUGCAGGGGAUGCUUUUGGCAUAUUCCCAGAUGGCCAAUUGUAUAUAAAAAGUGAACUGGACCGUGAACUUCAAGACAGAUAUGUUUUAGUGGUUGUUGCUUCUGAUAGAGCGGUGGAACCCCUUAGUGCUACUGUGAAUGUUACUGUAAUUUUAGAAGAUGUAAAUGAUAACAGACCUCUUUUUAAUAGUACCAAUUAUACGUUUUACUUUGAAGAGGAGCAGAGAGCUGGGUCCUUUGUGGGCAAAGUAAGUGCUGUAGAUAAGGACUUUGGGCCAAAUGGAGAAGUAAGGUAUUCUUUUGAAAUGGUGCAGCCAGAUUUUGAGUUGCACACCAUCACUGGGGAAAUUACAAGCACUCAUCAGUUUGACAGGGAAUCUCUUAUGAGGCAGAGAGGGACUGCAGUGUUUAGCUUUACGGUUAUAGCAACAGAUCAGGGCCUCCCUCAGCCUCUCAAGGAUCAGGCCACUGUACAUGUUUACAUGAAGGACAUAAACGACAAUGCUCCCAAAUUUUUAAAAGACUUUUACCAAGCUACAAUAUCAGAGACAGCAGCCAACCUGACACAGGUUUUAAGAGUAUCUGCCUCAGAUGUUGAUGAGGGUAAUAAUGGACUUAUUCAUUAUUCUGUAAUCAAAGGAAAUGAAGAAAGACAGUUUGCUAUAGGCAGUACCUCUGGUCAGGUAACACUAAUUGGCAAAUUAGACUAUGAAGCAACACCUGCCUAUUUCCUUGUGAUUCAAGCAGUGGAUUCAGGGACAGUCUCUCUCAAUUCAACCUGUACUCUAAAUAUUGAUAUUUUGGAUGAAAAUGACAAUACUCCUUCUUUCCCUAAAUCAACACUGUUUGUUGAUGUUUUGGAAAACAUGAGAAUUGGUGAACUUGUGUCCUCUGUUACUGCAACUGAUUCUGACUCAGGUGACAAUGCUGAUUUACAUUACAGUAUUACUGGGAGUAACAACCACGGAACUUUUAGCAUUAGCCCAAACACUGGGAGUAUUUUUCUUGCCAAAAAGUUGGACUUUGAAACACAGUCUUUGUACAAAUUAAACAUAACAGCAAAAGACCAAGGAAGGCCUCCUCGUUCAUCUACAAUGUCAGUGGUGAUUCACGUGAGAGACUUUAAUGACAAUCCUCCUAGCUUUCCUCCUGGAGAUAUUUUCAAGUCUAUAGUGGAGAAUAUUCCCAUUGGAACAUCUGUCAUUUCAGUAACUGCACAUGACCCUGACGCAGACAUCAAUGGGCAACUAUCCUAUACAAUUGUUCAACAGAUGCCAAGAGGCAACCACUUUACCAUAGAUGAGGUCAAGGGGACUAUAUAUACUAAUGCUGAGAUAGACCGGGAAUUUGCUAAUCUUUUUGAGUUAACUGUCAAAGCCAAUGAUCAGGCUGUGCCGAUUGAAACUAGACGGUAUGCUUUGAAAAAUGUGACCAUUCUGGUUACAGACCUGAAUGACAAUGUCCCGAUGUUUAUAUCACAAAAUGCCCUUGCUGCGGACCCUUCAUCUGUGAUUGGCUCUGUUUUGACAACAAUUAUGGCUGCUGACCCAGAUGAAGGGGCCAAUGGAGAAGUGGAAUAUGAGAUUGUCAAUGGGGACAUGGACACCUUUAUUGUGGAUCGUUAUAGUGGUGACUUGAGAGUGGCUUCAGCAUUGCUGCCUUCACAGCUGAUCUAUAAUCUCAUAGUUUCAGCAACAGACCUUGGCCCUGAAAGGAGGAAAUCAACCACUGAACUGACCAUCAUUCUUCAGGGCCUUGAUGGACCUGUUUUUACCCAACCCAAAUAUAUAACUAUUUUGAAGGAAGGUGAACCCAUUGGCACUAAUGUAAUAUCAAUAGAAGCAGCUAGUCCCAGAGGAUCUGAAGCCCCAGUGGAGUAUUACAUUGUUUCAGUUCGUUGUGAAGAAAAAACAGUUGGACGCCUCUUUACCAUUGGGAGACACAGUGGCAUAAUGCAGACUGCAGCCAUUCUGGACCGGGAGCAAGGAGCAUGUCUUUACCUGGUGGAUGUUUAUGCCAUAGAAAAAUCGUCUGCAUUUCCCAGAACACAGAGAGCAGAGGUAGAAAUAACACUUCAGGAUAUCAAUGACAAUCCACCAGUAUUUCCUACUGACAUGCUGGAUCUCACUGUCGAGGAGAACAUUGGAGAUGGCUCUAAGAUUAUGCAACUGACAGCCAUGGAUGCUGACGAGGGUGCAAAUGCUCUCGUCACAUAUGCUAUCAUUAGUGGAGCUGAUGAUAGUUUCCGAAUUGACCCUGAAUCUGGAGAUCUAAUAGCAACCAAACGGUUGGACAGGGAACGGCGGUCCAAAUAUUCAUUGCUGGUUCGAGCAGAUGACGGUCUGCAGUCCUCAGACAUGAGAAUUAAUAUAACCAUCAGUGAUGUGAAUGACCACACACCCAAAUUCUCCAGGCCUGUGUACUCUUUCGACAUCCCAGAAGACACAACUCCUGGUUCUUUGGUAGCAGCCAUCUUAGCUACAGAUGAUGACUCUGGUGUGAAUGGAGAAAUUACAUAUAUUGUGAAUGAAGAUGAUCAAGAUGGCAUAUUUUUCCUGAAUCCAGUUACUGGAGUGUUUAAUUUGACUCGAGUAUUAGAUUAUGAAGCACAGCAAUAUUAUAUCCUCAGUGUUCGAGCUGAAGAUGGUGGAGGACAAUUUACUACCAUCAGAGUUUAUUUCAACAUACUAGAUGUAAAUGAUAAUCCACCUAUUUUCAGCUUGAAUUCAUACAGCACAUCUUUAAUGGAAAAUCUGCCUGUAGGAUCUACUGUUCUUCUGUUUAAUGUUACUGAUGCAGAUGACGGCAUCAAUUCCCAGUUGGCUUACAGCAUUGCUUCAGGUGACAGCUUGACCCAGUUUGCAGUAGACAAGAAUGGUGUACUGAAAGUCCUGAAAGCUUUGGACAGGGAAAGUCAGUCUUUCUACAACCUUGUUGUUCAGGUGCAUGACCUGCCUCAGGUUCCAGCCUCCAGAUUCACAAGCACAGCUCAAGUCUCCAUCAUUUUGUUGGAUGUCAAUGAUAACCCACCAACAUUCCUUUCCCCUAAAUUGACGUACAUUCCAGAAAACACACCUAUUGAUACUGUUGUUUUCAAGGCUCAAGCAUCUGACCCAGACAGCGGCCCAAAUAGCUAUAUUGAAUACACUUUACUGAACCCUCUGGGAAACAAGUUCAGCAUCGGCACUAUUGAUGGCGAAGUGAGGCUCACUGGAGAACUGGACAGAGAAGAAGUUUCUAACUACACUUUAAUGGUAGUGGCUACAGACAAGGGUCAACCAGCUCUCUCCUCAUCCACAGAGGUUGUAGUCAUGGUGCUGGACAUCAAUGACAACAAUCCUGUUUUUGCACAGGCUUUGUAUAAAGUGGAAAUUAACGAAGACACACUGACUGGAACAGACAUACUGCAGGUGUUUGCAGCAGAUGGAGAUGAAGGUACAAAUGGACAGGUUCGCUAUGGCAUCGUGGAUGGCAGUACCAAUCAGGAAUUUCGGAUGGACUCUGUCACAGGUGUCAUCACUGUGGUGAAGCCUUUGGACAGAGAGAAGACUGCUACUUACCUUUUAACUGUUCAGGCUGCGGAUCGGGGCAGCACCCCAAGGACUGAUACCUCCACUGUCAGCAUUGUUUUACUGGACAUGAAUGACUUUGUUCCCACAUUUGAGCUAUCUCCAUAUUUGGUAAAUGUCCCUGAGAAUUUAGGGACACUUCCCAAAACUAUUCUUCAGGUGGUGGCAAGAGAUGAUGAUCAAGGAUCUAAUAGCAAACUCUCCUACGUUCUUCGUGGUGGUAAUGAAGAUCAAGCUUUUACUCUCUCAGCCAGUGGAGAACUUAGAGUGACACAGAGUCUGGACCGGGAGACAAAGGAGCAUUUUGUCUUGGUGAUAACAGCCACAGAUUCAGGAUUCCCUGCCUUGACUGGAACAGGAACAGUCAAUGUCAUAGUAGAUGAUGUCAAUGACAACGUCCCCACCUUUGCCAGUAAAAUGUAUUUCACAACAAUUCCUGAAGAUGCACCAACUGGAACAGAUGUCUUAUUGGUAAAUGCCUCAGAUGCUGAUGCUUCAACAAAUGCAGUUAUAAGUUAUAGCAUCAUUGGUGGAAAUUCUCAGUUCACCAUCAAUCCAUCCACAGGACAAAUCAUCACAAGUGCGUUACUAGACAGAGAAACAAAAGAUAAUUAUACUUUAAUAGUAGUCUCCAGUGAUGCUGGGUCUCCAGAGUCUCUUUCCAGUUCUACCAGUGUGCUUGUAACUGUGACGGAUGUCAAUGACAACCCACCAAGAUUUCAACAUCACCCCUAUGUCACACAUAUCCCAUCUCCUACUCUCCCAGGUUCGUUUGUCUUCGCAGUUACAGUUACAGAUGCUGAUAUUGGACCCAAUUCUGAACUGCAUUACUCUCUUUCGGGUAGAAACUCUGAAAAAUUUCGCAUUGAUCCCUUGAGGGGAGCAAUCAUGGCAGCGGGGCCACUCAGUGGAGCUUCAGAAGUGACAUUUUCUGUCCAUGUGAAAGAUGGUGGUUCAAUUCCAAAAACAGAUUCUACAACAGUAACUGUGAGAUUUGUGAACAAGGCAGAUUUUCCUAAAGUCAGAGCCAAAGAACAAACAUUCAUGUUUCCUGAAAACCAACCAGUAGGCACUCUUGUCACCACCAUUACAGGAUCCUCUUUGAGAGGAGAAGCUUUGUCCUAUUAUAUUGCAAGUGGGAAUCUUGGGAAUACUUUUCAAAUGGAUCAAUUAACAGGACAAGUGUCUAUUAGUCAACCUUUGGAUUUUGAAAAGAUACAAAAGUAUCUUGUGUGGAUAGAGGCCAGAGAUGGAGGCUUCCCUCCUUUCUCUUCUUAUGAAAAACUUGACAUAACAGUAUUAGAUGUCAAUGACAAUUCCCCAAUUUUUAAAGAAGAUCCAUUUGUAUCAGAAAUAUUAGAAAACCUUUCUCCUAGGAAAAUACUUACUGUUUCUGCAAUGGACAAGGACAGUGGACCAAAUGGACAACUGGAUUAUGAAAUUGUCCAUGGCAACAAAGAAAACAGUUUCAGUAUCAAUCAUGCCACUGGUGAAAUUAGAAGCAUUCGACCAUUAGACAGAGAAAAAGUAUCUCAUUAUAUGCUUACCGUAAAAUCUUCAGACAAAGGUUCUCCUUCUCAAAGUACCUCAGUAAAAGUCAUUAUUAACAUUUUAGAUGAAAAUGAUAACGCCCCUAGAUUUUCUCAAAUAUUUAGUGCCCAUGUUCCUGAAAAUUCCCCUUUAGGAUACAUUGUUACACGUGUCACUACUUCUGAUGAAGACAUUGGUACAAAUGCAAUUAGCAGAUAUUCGAUAACAGACAUGAGUCUUCCAUUUACAAUUAACCCCAGCACAGGAGAUAUCAUCAUUAGUAGACCUUUGAACAGAGAAGAUACAGACCGUUAUCGAAUCCGAGUUUCUGCGCAUGAUUCUGGAUGGACUGUAAGUACAGAUGUCACAAUAUUUGUGACAGAUAUCAAUGACAAUGCCCCAAGAUUUAGCAGACCCUCCUAUUAUUUAGACUGCCCUGAGCUUACUGAUAUUGGCUCCAAAGUGACUCAGGUAUAUGCAACAGAUCCUGAUGAGGGAUCAAAUGGGCAAAUAUUUUAUUUUAUAAAAUCUCAGUCAGAAUAUUUCAGGAUUAAUGCCACAACUGGAGAGAUUUUCAACAAGCAGGCCUUAAAAUACCAGAAUGUCAGUGGCUUCAGCAAUGUGAACAUUAACAGGCAUAGUUUCAUAGUGACAUCUUCAGAUCGAGGUAAUCCUUCUUUACUUAGUGAGACAACUGUUACUAUCAACAUAGUUGACAGUAAUGACAAUGCACCUCAGUUUCUUAGAGAUAAAUAUUUCACCCCAGUCACCAAAAAUGUUAAAGUUGGUACGAAGCUAAUCAAAGUGACUGCAGUAGAUGAUAAAGACUUUGGAUUGAAUUCUGAACUGGAAUAUUUCAUUUCUAAUGAAAAUUAUUUAGGGAAAUUUAAAUUGGACAAUGAUACUGGAUGGAUUUCUGUAGCAUCUUCCUUGAUUUCUGACUUGAAUCAAAACUUUCUGAUCACAGUCACGGCACAGGAUAAAGGAAACCCUCCACUUUCUUCCCAAGCAACUGUUCAAAUAACUGUCACUGAGGAAAACUACCACACACCUGAAUUUUCUCAAAGCCACAUGAGUACAACCAUCCCUGAAAGCCACAGUAUUGGGGCCAUAGUUAGAACUGUUUCUGCCAGAGAUCGAGAUGCAGCUAUGAAUGGCUUGAUUACAUACACCAUUUCUGCAGGAAAUGAAGAAGGCAUUUUUGCAAUCAAUUCCUCCACAGGUGUAUUAACAUUAGCCAAAGCUCUUGAUUAUGAGCUAUGCCAGAAGCAUGAAAUAACUAUUAGUGCAACAGAUGGAGGAUGGGUUGCAAGAACUGGUUACUGCAGUGUGACUAUAACUGUGAUUGAUGUGAAUGACAAUUCUCCAGUAUUUGUUCCUGAUGAAUAUUUCCCUACUGUUUUGGAAAAUGCUCCAAGUGGGACAACAGUUAUCCACCUAAAUGCAACAGAUAAUGACUCUGGAACCAAUGCUGUGAUUGCAUAUACUGUUCAGUCAUCAGACAGUGACCUCUUUGUCAUUGACCCCAACACAGGAGUCAUUACCACCCAAGGCUUCUUAGACUUUGAAACCAAGCAGAGCUACCAUCUUAUUGUGAAAGCCUUCAAUGUGCCUGAUGAAGAAAGGUGUAGCUUUGCCACUGUUAAUAUACAAUUAAAAGGAACAAAUGAAUAUGUGCCUCGUUUUGUUUCCAAACUUUACUAUUUUGAAAUCUCAGAAGCAGCUCCUAAAGGUACCAUAGUUGGAGAAGUGUUUGCCAGUGACCGUGAUAUGGGCACUGAUGGGGAGGUACACUAUUUAAUUUUUGGUAAUAGUCGAAAGAAAGGUUUCCAGAUCAAUAAGAAGACUGGACAAAUUUAUGUUUCUGGGCUUCUUGAUAGAGAAAAAGAAGAACGGGUAUCUUUGAAAGUAUUGGCCAAGAAUUUUGGCAGCAUUAGGGGUGCUGAUAUAGACGAAGUCACUGUAAAUGUCACUGUGCUUGAUGCCAACGACCCACCUGUAUUUAGUCUAAAUAUCUACAACGUCCAGAUCAGUGAAGGGGUGCCAAUAGGAACUCAUGUGACCUUUGUCAGUGCCUUUGACUCCGACUCCAUCCCGAGCUGGAGCAGGUUUUCUUAUUUCAUCGGAUCAGGGAAUGAAAAUGGUGCCUUUUCCGUUAAUCCACAGACAGGACAAAUCACUGUUACUGCUGAAUUAGAUCGAGAAACCCUACCUAUCUAUAAUCUCACGGUUUUGGCUGUUGAUUCAGGAAUCCCCUCUGCAACAGGAAGUGCCUCCUUAUUAGUCACCUUAGAAGACAUAAAUGAUAAUGGGCCCAUGUUGACUGUCAGUGAAGGAGAAGUUAUGGAAAACAAACGACCAGGGACUCCAGUAAUGACCCUUCAGUCCACUGAUCCUGACCUCCCUCCUAAUCAAGGCCCCUUUACCUAUUACCUGCUAAGCACAGGUCCUGCCACCAAUUAUUUUAGUCUCAACACUGCUGGAGUUCUGAGCACAACCAGAGAGAUUGACAGAGAGCAGAUUGCAGACUUCUACCUGUCUGUGGUUACUAGGGAUUCUGGUGUCCCUCAGAUGUCUUCCACAGGAACAGUGCACAUCACAGUUAUAGACCAAAAUGACAAUCCUUCUCAGUCUCGGACAGUGGAGAUAUUUGUUAACUAUUAUGGCAACUUGUUCCCUGGUGGAAUUUUAGGCUCCGUGAAGCCACAGGAUCCAGAUGUGUUAGACAGUUUCCACUGUUCCCUCACAUCCGGAGUGACAAGCCUCUUCAGUAUUCCAGGAGGCACCUGUGAUUUAAAUUCCCAGGCACGGUCCACAGAUGGCACAUUUGAUCUGACUGUCCUUAGCAAUGAUGGAGUUCACAGCACAGUCACAAGCAACAUCCGAGUUUUCUUUGCUGGAUUUUCUAAUGCUACAGUGGAUAACAGUAUCUUGCUUCGAGUCAGUGUACCAACAGUAAAGGACUUCUUGACUAACCACUACCUUCAUUUCUUACGCAUUGCCAGCUCUCAGCUAACAGGCUUAGGGACUGCUGUGCAACUCUAUGGUGCCUAUGAAGAGAAUAAUAAAACAUUUCUUUUGGCAGCUGUGAGGAGAAAUAAUAAUCAAUAUGUGAAUCCCAGUGGUGUAGCCACCUUCUUUGAAAGUAUCAAAGAGAUCAUUUUCCGGCAGAGUGGAGUAAAGGUGGAAUCUGUGGACCAUGACUCCUGUGUUCACGGUCCCUGCCAGAAUGGAGGGAGCUGUAUUAGAAGACUGGCUGUGGGCUCCACACUGAAAAGCCACGAGAGUCUCCCUGUUAUCAUCGUGGCAAAUGAACCUCUGCACCCUUUCUUAUGCAAGUGUCUACCAGGUUAUGCUGGCAGCUGGUGUGAAAUAGAUAUAGAUGAAUGCCUUCCAACCCCUUGCCACAAUGGUGGGACCUGUCACAAUUUAGUGGGAGGGUUUUCAUGCAGCUGCCCAGAAGGCUUCACAGGGAGGGCCUGUGAGAGAGAUAUCAAUGAGUGCCUGCCCAGUCCUUGCAAGAAUGGGGCUGUCUGCCAUAAUUUUCCAGGAGGCUUCAACUGUGUUUGCAAAACUGGAUACACAGGGAAAAUGUGUGAAUCUUCAGUCAAUUAUUGUGAAUGCAAUCCUUGCUUUAAUGGUGGUUCCUGCCAAAGUGGUGUGGAUUCAUAUUAUUGCCAUUGUCCAUUUGGUGUCUUUGGGAAGCACUGUGAGUUGAACAGUUAUGGAUUUGAGGAAUUAUCAUACAUGGAAUUUCCCAGCUUGGAUCCCAAUAACAACUAUAUUUAUGUAAAAUUUGCAACCAUCAAAAGUCAUGCUCUACUGCUGUACAACUAUGACAACCAGACAGGGGAACGGGCUGAGUUUUUGGCCCUUGAAAUUGCUGAAGAAAGAUUAAGAUUCUCUUACAAUUUAGGCAGUGGUACAUAUAAACUCACUACCAUGAAGAAAGUGUCUGAUGGACAGUUUCACACUGUAAUUGCCCGGAGAGCAGGAAUGGCAGCUUCCUUGACUGUGGACACCUGCUCUGAGAACCAAGAACCAGGCUAUUGCACCGUCAGUAAUGUAGCAGUUUCUGAUGACUGGACUCUUGACGUUCAGCCAAACAGAGUCACAGUUGGAGGUAUCAGAUCACUAGAACCAAUCCUUCAGAGGAGAGGACACGUGGAAAGCCAUGACUUUGUUGGCUGUGUGAUGGAGUUUGCAGUCAACGGCAGGCCUUUGGAACCCAGCCAGGCUUUGGCAUCACAAGGCAUCCUAGAUCAAUGUCCUAGACUGGAAGGCGCUUGUACUCGCAACCCCUGCCAACAUGGUGGCACAUGCGCAGAUUUCUGGUCAUGGCAGCAAUGUCACUGCAAAGAGGGACUCACUGGGAAAUAUUGUGAAAAAUCUCUUACACCUGACACUGCCUUGUCAUUAGAAGGCAAAGGACGCCUAGACUACCACAUGAGUCAGAAUGAGAAGCGGGAAUAUUUGUUAAGACAGAGCAUACGAGGUACUAUGUUGGAGCCUUUUGGUGUGAACAGACUGGAAGUAAAAUUCAGGACAAGAAGUGAGAAUGGCAUUUUAGUCCAUAUCCAAGAAAGCAGCAAUUAUACCACUGUGAAGGUCAAAAAUGGCAAAGUACAUUUUACAUCAGAUGCAGGAAUUGCCGGGAAAGUGGAGAGAAAUAUUCCUGAAGUGUAUGUUGCAGAUGGCCACUGGCACACUUUCCUAAUAGGGAAAAAUGGAACUUCCACAGUAUUGUCCAUUGACAGAAUAUAUAACAGAGAUAUCACCCACCCUACUCAGGAUUUUGGUGGCCUUGAUGUGCUUACCAUGUCUCUUGGUGGAAUUCCACCCAAUCAAGCUCAUAGAGAUACUCAAACAGGUUUCAAUGGCUGCAUUGCAUCAGUGCUGUAUGGGGGAGAAAGUCUCCCAUUCAGUGGGAAGCACAGCUUGGCUUCCAUCUCCAAAACGGAUCCCUCUGUAAAGAUUGGCUGUCGGGGCCCCAACAUCUGCGCCAGCAACCCCUGCUGGGGCGACUUACUGUGCAUCAAUCAGUGGUAUGCCUACAAGUGCGUGCCCCCUGGCGACUGUGCCUCCCACCCUUGCCAGAACGGGGGCAGCUGCGAGCCAGGCCUGCACUCCGGCUUCACCUGUAGCUGCCUGGAGUCGCAUACAGGGAGGACCUGUGAGACGGUGGUGGCCUGUCUCGGCAUCCUCUGUCCUCAGGGGAAGGUGUGCAAAGCUGGAAGUCCUGGCGGGCACGUCUGUGUUCCCAGCCAGAGCCCCGAGGAGAUCUCGCUGCCCCUGUGGGCCGUGCCUGCCAUCGUGGGCAGCUGCGCCACGGUCCUGGCUCUCCUGGUCCUGAGCCUGAUUCUGUGCAAUCAGUGCAGGGGAAGGAAGGCCAAAAAUCCCAAGGAUGAGAAGAAACCGAAGGAGAAGAAGAAAAAGGGCAGCGAGAACGUCGCUUUCGAUGAUCCAGACAAUAUUCCCCCCUAUGGGGAUGACAUGACCGUCAGGAAGCAGCCCGAGGGCAACCCGAAGCCUGACAUCAUCGAGAGGGAAAACCCCUACCUUAUCUACGAUGAGACUGACAUCCCCCACAGCUCGGAAACCAUCCCCAGCGCCCCUCUGGCGUCCCCGGAGCAGGAGAUCGAACACUAUGACAUUGACAACGCCAGCAGCAUCGCCCCUUCGGACGCCGACAUCAUCCAGCACUACAAGCAGUUCCGCAGCCACACGCCCAAGUUCUCCAUCCAGCGACACAGCCCCCUGGGCUUUGCCCGCCAGUCCCCCAUGCCCUUGGGGGCCAGCAGUCUGACCUACCAGGCUUCCUACGGCCCGGGCUUGCGGACCGGCUCCCUCAGCCACUCGGCCUGCCCGACGCCCAACCCUCUGUCUCGGCACAGCCCGGGCCCCUUCUCUAAGUCCUCCACUUUCUACAGGAACAGCCCAGCGAGGGAGCUGCACCUUCCGAUGAGGGAGGGGAGCACCCUGGAGAUGCACGGCGACACCUGCCAACCCGGCAUCUUCAACUAUGCCACGAGGCUGGGGCGGAGGAGCAAGAGCCCCCAGGCCGUGGCGCCCCACGGUUCCAGGCCCGGGAGUCGCCUGAAGCAGCCCAUCGGGCAGAUUCCCCUGGAGUCGUCCCCUCCCGUGGGGCUCUCCAUUGAAGAGGUGGAGAGGCUCAACACUCCUCGGCCGAGGAACCCGAGCAUCUGCAGCGCGGACCACGGAAGGUCUUCCUCGGAGGAGGACUGUCGCAGGCCCCUGUCCAGGACCAGGAACCCCGCCGACGGCAUCCCCGCGCCGGAGUCCUCUUCAGACAGCGACUCGCACGAGUCUUUCACUUGCUCAGAGAUGGAAUACGACAGGGAAAAGCCAGUGGUGUACACUUCCAGGAUGCCCAAAUUAUCUCAAGUCAAUGAAUCGGAUGCAGAUGAUGAAGAUAAUUACGGAGCCAGACUGAAGCCUCGAAGGUACCAUGGCCGCAGGGCCGAGGGCUGUCCCGUGAGCACCCAGGCGACAGCUCCAGGGGCUGCGGACCCCACGCUGCCCUUGAAGCUGGGGCAGCAGGCAGGGAAUUUCAACUGGGACAACCUUUUGAACUGGGGUCCUGGCUUUGGCCAUUACGUGGAUGUUUUUAAAGAUCUGGCGUCUCUCCCAGAAAAAGCAGCAGCAAAUGAAGACAGUAAAAGUGGGGCGACUAAGCCAGUCCCCAAAGAUGGGGAAGCAGAACAGUAUGUGUGAAGGGUGCGUACUGGCUCUACAAAAAUUAAAACAAAACAACAAGCACCCGAAACACUGUAAAGUUGCAGACGUGGUUGGGUGCAUUUAACAAAACAGGCCAGUAUGGACUGGUGGUUGAAAGAAAUGUUAAGAAAUAAUAACCUCAAUGCUGCUGAAACAGACUCAAAACAACUCUUUAAUUUAAACAUGCUUGGUGAAUUUGUUUUCCUGCAUGCAUUGUACUUUGUAACUAGUUAUGUGGCAUGCAGCAUUUGGAAAGUGUUGCUUCUUUACCAGUGUUUGGGUUGUGAUUUUUGAAAUUAAUACUGUUACUAUUGCAGAAAGGAACAUGUGCUUUCACAGUGGGGUUCUAUGUAUUGUUUCCAUUGUAUUAUUAUAAUUAUGUUUUACAUUGCAAGAUCCUCGAGGUUUAACCGACCCUUGUAAAGUGUAGAAAAAAGCCUUCCUAUUCUCGAACAAAAGACUAAGCAUUAACACUUUUCAGAAUUUUAGAUUCCAUAUUUGAUGUUGCUCAGAAAUGGCCAAGUAAUUAGCUUAAGUGUUAUAUGACAGUGGGUACUAAAAUUACAUCAUUUUUGUUCAGCACUUUAAUGCUUUCUUACAAAAUUUAGUUUAAAACUUCUGAAUCGUUUUGCAAAUGUUUGUGGCCUCCUGACCUUCCUCAGGCUUCCAUGAGGAACAAAAUCACUGCAUGCUGUCUCCAAAACACUGUCCCCCUCCUACUGUGGAAUGAUGCUCUCAACAUCACUUCUAAGAGACACUUUGAAAAGUUAUUUAUUGAAAAAGAAAAUUCUAUGGUUCUUGCCAUUCUAACAAAUUGAUCUAAGCAAACCCUGUGAUUGGACUGAUUUUUCAUCCACUCAACAUUUACCCCAAGUACCCAGUUUUUAUAAUUUAUAUAAAGUCAAAUUGCAACAGUUCUUACUUUCUGUCAUUUUGUAGAUCAUUUUUUAAUACUGUGUAAAAACUUUUUUUUACACCUAAGCUGUGUUUUUGAUACUGAUAUUUUCCUAUGCUGAAUAGUUUUCUUACUUUCAGGGAAGGUAAGAAAAUACUUUUUUACAUUUGUUACUUAUGUAACGUUCAUAUAUUUCACAUUUUGAUAUUUGUAACAUACUGUAUGCUUUCUACUUGUAAAUGCCAACAAUAGAAUUAAAAUAUUUAUUUAAAAUA